Haliotis rubra (blacklip abalone) is the source of this 1008-nucleotide messenger RNA. Its product is annotated as fibrinogen-like protein 1. Bases 1 to 1008 code for a protein of 335 amino acids. NCBI's taxonomy places the organism in Eukaryota, Metazoa, Mollusca, Gastropoda, Lepetellida, Haliotidae. The record is from RefSeq and is a predicted model, not a curated record. The transcript is spliced from 5 exons.
AUGAACUUCACCUACGUCGACUCGUGUUACAACCCAGCCGUUUCCGCCAAUACCUACCAAACAAUCCCAGGACUCAGCAUCACAGCCUGUGGAAUACUGUGCGCGAGAGACCACAGGUGUGAAUCCUUCAGUGUCAAACAGGAGGACCAUGACUUCACUUGUUAUCUGAACUCUGACAGGAGGCAGGAAGACGGGGAGUGCCCUGAUCAGACGUACAGACAUUUCAAUGGCUAUGCCUACCAGUGUCAGAAUGAAGGGACGUUCGUAAAUGUCACUUAUGGAUGCAGAUGUUUCCAUGGUUACAUUGGCAAAUGGUGUGACCGCCUGAUGCAAGAUUGCUCAGAGGGCCGCUACACUGAUCACUAUACCGGCCAAGAAGGCCUGUUUUACAUUCAGCCCAACAAUUCCCUCGUGAAAUACAAGGUGUUCUGUAAAAUGGUGUACAAGGGAAUUACCUUCUUCAUGCGCAGAGGUUUUGAUCUGCCUGAAGUCGAUUUUGCAAGACCUUGGGAAGAGUACAAGCAUGGUUUUGGAGAUCUGGAGGAGAAUGGAAACUACUGGGCGGGACUGGAAAUGCUGCACAGAGUGACCACAAAUCGAGAUCAUAAGUUUGUCGUUAUGGCAUAUUUCCAAGACUAUGGAUCACUGCAUUGGAGGCAACAUUUCUAUAACGUAUUUAAGGCUUACGGGGAGGGAGAGCUCUACAAAUUCACUUAUAGUUCCUCAUCACCAAACAUCUGGGAUACCAAUAAUCGGCAGCUGAUGGACGGACUAGUAAACUCCAUUGGGAUCCCCUUUUCUACCUACGACAACGAUAAUUCCGGCUCCAACUGCCCCAACAUCAGCCAGUCUGGAUGGUGGUUCAACGGUUGUUAUACAUACAAUCCCACCGGUCAGCCACAGCCACUGUCGGUGGUCGACCAGACCAGUGACCCAACGUCGCUGACAUGGCCACAUGCUGACAACAAGGCUCCCGUCAAGAUAGAAAUAUACAUAGAAGAAGAUUAA